Mesocestoides corti is the source of this 303-nucleotide messenger RNA. The record is from the annotation of a GenBank genome assembly. Lineage: Eukaryota; Metazoa; Platyhelminthes; Cestoda; Cyclophyllidea; Mesocestoididae.
AUGCCGUCAUGGGCGUUUGUUUUCAUGUUUGCGGAGAAGCCGCUGGUCAAAGCCAUCGACGAGUGUUUUGUGGAGGGGCUCGUUGUGGUGCUUUCGAGCAAGGACUCGCAAGUGAUAGCCGCAGAGGGUGAGAAACGGUCAUCCACAGCCUUGAAAGAGGCCGCAGACGUUUUGAUGGACUCCCCUUUGGCACUGCAGCUGCGCUACCUACAGACUCUUAGUGCCAUUUCAGCAGAGAAAAAUUCGACCAUUAUUUUCCCAUUUCCACUUGGCUUGGUACAGAGUCUCUUAAGGAAAGACUGA